ACGAGGGUUGGCGCAGGAGUCUGAAUGUGUCAGCAGUCCGCAACAACCAUAUAAGGGGCUGAACGGGCGUCUUUUCGCUUUCGACUGUAACGGUGCCUUUUGGUGACCACCGUGAAACGUGUGGAUACAAAAACAAUCUGGAAUGAGUGAUGGGGACACAUGCAUGUCAUAAAUCCUCCAUAAUCCCCAUCUGUCUUUGUUGUUUGGAACCAGUGUGAUUGUUACAGUGCAACUGCUGGCUCAUUGUAGGCAAAGUAGGUCCUGUGGAUGUGUCUAGAACCAUUGGUGCGCCAGUCCUGCUGUUGGAGCUCAACCCCUAAACAUGGUGAGGCUGGAGCUGGAUCAGGUGGUGAUGAGGAGGAUGAAGGAAGACGACAUAGAGAUGGUCAAAGCCCUCAUCAAGGAGGGCUGCGAGGGCACAGAAAACCGCCUCAUCCUUCACGUCCUCACUCGUCCGCUCUGCCUCUUCAUCCUGGCUGUUUUCUCCUCGAUGCUGCGCUGCCUUGUGCAUUCCUUUAUUCUGGCCCUUGCUAUUCCUGUCUUCCUGCUAAUUAUUUUUCUCAAAAUCACCAUGCCGCGGUCCACGGGGGUUCUGGGCAGCAGCCGGCCCUCCUGGGACUAUGUGGGUAGCAGCUACAGAGGGACACAGGAUGAGCCACUGCUGAAUCCGUACUGCAGGAUCAGUGGCAAGACACCAGGGACUAGAAAGCCAAGGCGCAGAAUCACACCCAAAGACAAGGACAAAGAUGUGUCAACAGAGACUGUCACCCCAGAGAGGGAGCAGGCAGCAGGGCAGGUCUGGGUGUCAGAAUGCGAUGGCGAGAUCCUCGGCUGCAUCUUCAGGGAAAGCGAGAAGCGAGCGGACGUCAGGAGGAUCUGCAGGUUGGUGACGGGCUGCUGGUACCGCAGGGAGGGUCUGGGCCGGCUGUUUGUCCAGAGUCUGGAGCAGAGAGAGAGGGAGGCUGGCGCACACAGAGUGUACACUCACGUCCCUUACCCGUCCAAACUGGGGGAAGCCUUUUUCAGGAAGUUGGGCUAUCAGCAAUUUGGGGAGGGGACUGAUGAAAAAGAAGAUGAUGAUGAGGAGAGGAAGCUCGAGCCUCCAGAGAGAGGCUUUCUGGGAUACCCCCUCACAAAAGUGUUUUACAAAGACCUGUGAUUGAGUAAAGAUGGACUCAUGGAGAGAGAAAGGUGGCAUUAGAAUGGCUAAAAGUAAAGAAGCCAUAACACAAGUUGCCAUUGCUGAAACAUGUUUGGAUUUUCUGAUCAUUUAUUGAAUAUUUGUAUUAUUUAUGCCAGUAUUUAUUUAUUUAUUGUAUGUGUUGCUGUUUUGUUUGUUUUAAUUAUAUUUGUACCUUUUCAUCAAAUAAGUACCAUCUCUCCAUUCUUUUAAAACGAAUAGUUAUUAUGUAAAAGACAAUGAAGCCACAGUCAUCCAUGUUCUCAUCUUUUAUAAGGAAAUAAAAUAUUU
Cyclopterus lumpus (lumpfish) is the source of this 1471-nucleotide messenger RNA. It is a transcript of the gene nat14, whose product is annotated as N-acetyltransferase 14 (GCN5-related, putative). Gene Ontology annotation, molecular function: N-acetyltransferase activity. The record is from RefSeq and is a predicted model, not a curated record. Bases 323 to 1159 code for a protein of 278 amino acids. Lineage: Eukaryota; Metazoa; Chordata; Actinopteri; Perciformes; Cyclopteridae. The transcript is spliced from 4 exons.